AUGCAGAAAGGGUCCGGGAGGAAGACGCACGAGCAGGAGCUAAUGCAGAACGGAGAGGCCAUGAGCCCACAAACGCAGGAAUCCAAAAGCUCCGCAGGAGAAGAGGAGAACCGUGUGACUCCUUCAGCUCCACCGUUACCUCCAUCACCUCCUCCUCCGCCAGGGCCUCCACCAUGUCCCAGACCCAGACUGGUGUUCCACACCCAGCUGGCUCAUGGAAGCCCAACGGGCCGCAUUCAUGGCUUCACCAACGUGAAGGAACUCUACGGCAAGAUCGCAGAGGUCUUCAACAUCUCUCCCUCUGAGAUCCUCUUCUGCACCCUGAACUCACACAAAGUGGACAUGCAGAAGCUGCUGGGCGGUCAGAUCGGCCUGGAGGACUUCAUCUUCGCUCACGUCAGAGGGGAGACUAAAGAAGUGGAGGUCACUAAAACGGAGGACGCCCUCGGCCUGACUAUCACAGAUAAUGGUGCAGGAUAUGCUUUCAUUAAGAGAAUAAAGGAGGGCAGCACUAUAGACCGUCUGAAAACAGUCUGUGUGGGUGACCAUAUCGAGGCCAUUAAUGACCAGAGCAUAGUCGGAUGUCGCCACUAUGAAGUUGCCAAGAUGCUGAAGGAGCAGUCCAGAGGAGAACCCUUCACACUGAGGCUGGUGGGACCCAAAAAGGCCUUUGACAUGAUCGGCCAGAGGACGAAGGCGCCCAAGUCCAGCGAGGGCAAAAUGGUCAGUGGGAAGGAGACGCUGCGUCUGCGUUCGAAAGGGACAGCGACCGUUCAGGAAGUGCCCAGCGAGUUUGAGGAGAAGGCCAUAAAGAAGGUUGAUGAUCUCCUGGAGAGCUACAUGGGCAUACGGGAUCCAGAACUUGCAACCACCAUCGUGGAGGCCGGCAAAGACAAGAAAAACCCUGACGAUUUCGCCGAGGCUCUUGACUCUGUCCUGGGGGAUUUUGCCUUCCCUGACGUCUUUCUGUUUGAUGUUUGGGGAGCUCUGGGGGAUGUAAAAAAUGGAAGAGUUUAGGAGCAAAGAGUGAUUUUUCAACCAGGCUCACCUUUUUUUAAACUCACUUCAGCUUUAGAUCUGGCUGCUCUUUUCAAACAUCUUUAGUGAAUAGAAGUAAUGGGUGACCUUGAAUCUCGUUCCUUUCUGGCAAGUUUAAAUGCACCUUGCUGGUGACAGAAGAGAUUUACAGAGGACACUUUGAUUUCACAUACCGUAUUUUUAUUAGAAAAUGGUCAUUUGUGGAUAUCACAACACUGCAGUGGUUGCUUGGACACUUUUCUGGCCAGAGGACUUGUAAUAAGAAAGGCAUAGCAUUAGGAAUCUGGUCUUAUCUACAGUUCAGCCGUAGAGAAAAGCCCAAUAUUAACCAGAAAUAAGAUAAGACAUUUAUAGUGAUCCCACCAGGCAGAUUUGAAUUUCAAGAACUAAACGACAUUCACCAGAUGUUCUGUUUAUGACACAAAUUAUGACCACUGUGCACAUCCGACCCCAAAAAGUACUGCUUCUGCAAGCCAGAUGGACCAAUGCCUGCUUCUUAAAUCAAGAGCACUUGCAUAGAAAGAUCCCAACUGGCAGAGGUUAUUAGUCUAAGACUUCUAAGUCAUAACUUCCCAUAGAAUAUGAUGGCCUCUCCAGCUAUUGCAGCUAUUUUUAUUCACAUUUUUCUUGGGGGAAUGUUGAACGACUGCCAGGGAAAACACCACAGGUCAAGUCAGUGUACAUAAUGAUCACCCCAUUGUGUGGAUAAGUGCGUCUUCAGUUUAGUGGGAAAAGGGUCGCAAUACUGCAUAUCGCUACUGUUGGAAGAAAACUUUGUAUCUCCAAAAUGGUAAUUUUACAGGAUAAGGAAAAAACCUACUUUACUUUUAAUGUAAGUCAAUGGAACCAGAC
Molecule: messenger RNA, 1890 nt
Organism: Pygocentrus nattereri (red-bellied piranha)
Lineage: Eukaryota; Metazoa; Chordata; Actinopteri; Characiformes; Serrasalmidae
Gene: gipc3
Product: GIPC PDZ domain containing family, member 3
Exons: 6
Coding region: 1-1017 (338 amino acids)
Molecular function (GO): protein binding
Source: RefSeq, a predicted model, not a curated record